Messenger RNA from Cannabis sativa, 2533 nucleotides. Its product is annotated as cytochrome P450 86A22-like. Bases 698 to 2362 code for a protein of 554 amino acids. Gene Ontology annotation, molecular function: oxidoreductase activity, acting on paired donors, with incorporation or reduction of molecular oxygen; monooxygenase activity; heme binding. The transcript is spliced from 2 exons. Lineage: Eukaryota; Viridiplantae; Streptophyta; Magnoliopsida; Rosales; Cannabaceae. The record is from RefSeq and is a predicted model, not a curated record.
UAUGUAUAAAUAAUUUUCUUAAAUAUAUAUAUCGAUCACUAUCAUAAACUUAUCACAGUGAGAAAAAAAUGGCGAAGUAACAAGACCUACCAAUUUCAACUCUAGCAGCUGGAUCAGAUCAUCAUAUAACAAUUAUUUGCCUCUCUUUUCGUCAUCACCUCUUAUAUGUAUAGCUAUUAUAUUCUAUAUAUAAAUAUAUACAUACACAUGUAUCUAUCAUCAAUCAAAUAAAGUUCUCUUUCUCCUUUCAUCACUUUUAUCCUCUCACUCACACUUUUCCUGUUUUAUCUCUUUCCAUCUCCCUUCCCUACAUCUUUAUACCACUCCCCCCUUCCCCCUCUGAUCUCUCUCUAUAUAUAUGCACAAUAUUUGUGUAUAUAUAUAUGUUAUUGAAUACAUAUGUAAUAUAAAUAUAUCUUCACUUUCUGUUCUUAUACAUAAUACACUUAUUUCUCUUCUUCAUUUUACAAUAAUAUAUAUUAUAUAUUCAUUUCCUUGUUCAAUAUAAUAUCACAUUAAUGUUGAUAUUUGAUGUGCUUUGAUCUUCAAAUUAUAAAGCUAUCAGAUCUUAGAAAUCUGGGCUUUAUUUCGUUUUAUUUGAUCUGGGAAUAUAUAAGAGCUUCGUAAUUUCUUCAUCGAUAUUAUUAAUUUCAAGUUUUCAGGUGAUUGCUGGUCCAGGCUAAUUCGGGUGUUCGCCAUGGAAGCAUCAACAGCUGUGAUUGUCUUAUCUGCUGUAGCAGCUUAUUUCAUAUGGUUUAGAUUCAUCACGCGGUCAAUGAAGGGUCCACGUGUCUGGCCCUUAUUGGGCAGUCUUCCGGGCCUAGUUCAGAACGCUCACCGCAUGCACGACUGGAUUGUGGACAACCUUGGUGCUUGUGGCGGCACGUACCAGACUUGUAUUUGUGCCAUUCCAUUCUUGGCCCAAAAGCAGGGACUUGUGACUGUCACGUGCGACCCCAAAAACCUGGAGCACAUUUUGAAGAUCCGGUUCGAUAAUUACCCCAAGGGUCCGACGUGGCAAGCCGUGUUUCAUGAUUUGUUAGGCCAAGGGAUCUUCAACUCAGAUGGUGACACGUGGCUUUUCCAGCGUAAGACCGCCGCACUAGAAUUCACCACCAGGACUCUUCGCCAAGCCAUGGCUCGAUGGGUGAGUCGAGCCAUUAAGCUUAGGUUUUGCCCCAUCCUUGAAACGGCUCAGUUACAUGGGAAGCCUGUUGAUCUCCAAGACCUCUUGCUCCGGCUUACUUUCGAUAACAUAUGUGGCUUGGCUUUCGGAAAGGAUCCGCAAACGCUUUCCCAUGACCUGCCGGACAACAGCUUCGCUGGAGCUUUCGACCGAGCCACGGAAGCCACACUGCAACGGUUCAUUUUACCAGAGAUCAUAUGGAAGUUGAAGAAAUGGCUCGGCUUAGGAAUGGAAGUCGACUUGAGCCGAAGCCUUAGACACGUGGAUGAGUACUUAUCUAGUAUCAUCAACACACGCAAACUUGAAUUACUGAGUCAACAAAAAGAUCCUCACGAUGAUCUACUCUCCAGGUUCAUGAAGAAAAAGGAAUCUUACUCGAACGAGUUCCUUCAACAGGUGGCACUCAAUUUCAUCCUAGCUGGACGUGACACGUCAUCAGUAGCGUUGAGUUGGUUUUUCUGGUUGGUCAGUCAAAACCCAAAAAUAGAAGAGAAAAUCCUCAUGGAAAUUUGCACAGUCUUACUUGAUACACGUGGCAACAACGUAGAGAAAUGGGUAGAAGAGCCACUAGGAUUUGAAGAAAUUGACCGAUUGAUAUAUCUUAAGGCAGCCUUGUCCGAAACCCUAAGGCUAUAUCCUUCGGUGCCUCAAGAUUCCAAGCACGUGAUCUCCGACGACAUUUUGCCCAACGGCACCUUCGUUCCGGCAGGCUCAUCGGUGACCUACUCAAUCUACUCAAUUGGAAGAAUGAAGUACAUUUGGGGUGAAGAUUGCUUAGAAUUUAAACCAGAAAGAUGGUUAUCAUUAGAUGGAACAAAAUUUGAGGUACAAGAUUCCUAUCGAUUUGUGGCAUUUAAUGCUGGCCCUAGAAUUUGCCUAGGCAAAGACUUAGCUUACUUGCAAAUGAAGUCAAUAGCGGCGGCAGUGCUGCUGCGCCACCGCCUUGGGGUGGUGACCGGCCACCGCGUGGAGCAAAAGAUGUCAUUGACAUUAUUCAUGAAGUAUGGCCUUAGGGUUAAUGUGCUACCAAGGGACUUGAAGCCUAUUUUAGCAACACUAUUAUGCAACAAUAAUAAUAAUAUUAAUAGUGACUCAAUCUCAACAUUUUGUGGUAAAGAGGCCUUCACCAAUGGUAACUAUGGGACUGGUGUUGAAGUAUUGGCUGGUUUUGCUUAAUAGGGUAAAAAGUUAAUUAUUUUGGUUAAAAGUUUUAUUACUUUUUAUAUAGACUUAUAUAUAAUGCAUAUAUAUGUAUAAUUAUAAUAAUAUACUUUAGUAAUUACCGAAGUGUAAACAUGUAAGUGUGCGGUUAUUGGUAUUUAUAUGACAAGUCAUGAUGAUCGUAGC